Molecule: messenger RNA, 1743 nt
Organism: Coregonus clupeaformis (lake whitefish)
Lineage: Eukaryota; Metazoa; Chordata; Actinopteri; Salmoniformes; Salmonidae
Exons: 12
Coding region: 1-1662 (553 amino acids)
Source: RefSeq, a predicted model, not a curated record
AUGGUGGAGAGAUACGACCCUGAGGCAGCUGUGGAGAUCACACUGAUGAUCCUGAAGAGGAUGGACCAGAAUGAUCUCACUAAGAAGUUACAGAGAGAUAACAGAGCUUCUGGUUACAAAGCGACUGAGGAGGAUUGUGUCCGACUGAUUGGCAGUUCUUCUAGUGCCAUGUGGACGGAGGCAUCAGGCAGCAAAGACACUGGAAUCCAACAGGACAAAUAUGAACUGUUCACGGAAACCCCAAAGCUGUCAGAUCUAGAUCCAGAGAGGGGACUGGAGAUGGCUAACAGUCUCAACACACAGGUAGCUGUGAACACCCAGGAGAACACCCAGAGGAUGGACGAGGAGUUGGGAAGAGAAAGGGAUUCUCCUCUCUUCCUGGAACAACAUCACAUGAGUUCUCCAGAUGAAUUUACACCUGAAAUCCACGAUCAGGACAACAGGGGAGAAUACCGGUUCCAGUGCCCCAGUGCAGGUCUGUUCCAGUGCAGUAUAACAGGCCUGGUGUUUAGGAUGGAGGGAGAGGGAGGGGUGCUCUAUAGGACAGUCCCCUGGGACAGGAGGCUUCUAGCCCAGAGAGGCAAGAUACCUGCAGGACCCCUAUUCAAGUUUACAUGCCUUAAGGGGUCUGUCUGUCAACUACACCUCCCACACUGUGAGAUUCAUUCUGAGGGUGGAUGUGACUUCCUGUCUGUAGCCCAUGUGACUGAUGAUGACAGUACGGAGUUUCUCCAUCCCCAUGAGACAACAGAAACUCACGUCAUAUUAAACAUCAAUGGAUUCAGCAACUAUGGCAUCACCAAGGAUAAGGAAGCUCCUGUCUCUCCUAUCCGUGGUCUGGUGCUACUAUUUUACCAACUCCCAGAUGAUACAAAUAAUUCCACCCUAAAUGUGUUGUUGAUGCCCAGGAAUGUUGACAUUGAUGAGGAGCCGGUAGCUGUUUCUGAGAGGGAACAGAUGCCAGCAGGGGCACAUAACGCCAACCUCCCCAGCACCUCUUCUGGAAUGUUGACCCGGUCUGUAGAGAAGCGUCUUCGUCUGGAGAGGCAGAGGGAGGAGCCUAGGGCACUGGGCAUCAAGAGACCCUCCAUGUUGGAUGUUCCAGCUCCGCUGCUGACCACUCUGGAGGAGCUCACUGGAGAACAGCUGAAGACAUUUCAGUCUUACCUGACUAGUGUCCAGCUGCCUGGCUUUCCUCCCAUCCCAGAGAACCAGCUGGAGAACGCUGACAGACAGGACACAGUGGAUCAGAUGGUGAAGAGAUACGACCCUGAGGGAGCUGUGAGGAUCACACUGAUGAACCUGAGGAAGAUGCAUCAGCAUGAUCUCGCUAAGAAGUUACAGAGAGAUCUCAGAGUUACACCACCAGGUGGCGCUACAGCAGGGACAACAAAGGUUCAUUUUCUGCUGCUGGACACUCUGCAAGAACUGGGCACAAGCGACCUGAAUACAUUUCAGUGGUACCUGAUUAAGGGUGUGGAGGGCUUUCCUUCCAUCUCAAAGGGCCAGCUGGGGGAUGCUGACACGCUGGUCACAGUGGAUAAGAUGGUACAGAGCUACGGUGAUGAGGGAGCUGUGAAAUUCACACUGAAGAUCCUGAGGAAGAUGGGCCAGAACAAACUGGCUGAUGAGUUAAAGGAGAAGGUCACAAAAAAUGUCUGAACUGUAUACAGUAUGUCUACAACUGUAUAUGCAUUCACACAUCAAGUCUUCUCUUGAGUUGGGCUCAGGGAUGGAACAACU